AUGACUCUCUUUGACGGCAUCUACCCCUUCUACCCGCAGCAGAGGAAAGCUGCCGGCUUCGACAUCAGCACCAUUAUAGUGAUUGUGGUCUUCCUCACGUUGGCCUGCAGCUUCCUGCUCAUCAUCCCAGGCAUCCGUGGACGGGCGAGGUUGUACUGGACUCUCCGUGUUCUCCUGAGCCUCUUCGUGGGAGUGGUGAUCGUUGUAGUCCAGUUCACAGGGGACUGGGAGACUGGCUGGGUGCAGGCAAACACCUCCUACAAGUCCUUCAGCCGUGCCAUGGUGAACGCGGACAUCGGGCUGCACAUCGGCCUGGAGGGGGUGAACAUCACACUCAAGGGAAACCCAAUGAACCAGAUCAAUGAGACCAUCAACUACAACGAGUACUUUUCCUGGAGCUUCGAUUCCAACUAUGACCGCAGCUACAGCGAGGGGCUGGAGAAGGGGCUGCCCAGCCCCAUCCUCUACGUGGCAGAGAAGUUCACCUCGCAGAGCCCCUGCGCCGUGCACAGGCAGUACCGCAUCUCCGGCCACUACGCCUCGGCCACACUCUGGGUGGCCUUUUGCACGUGGAUCAUCUCCAACAUUCUCUUCUCCAUGCCUGCCCUUGUCUAUGGAGGCUACAUGCUCCUGGUCACAGGGGCCUUCGUGACCUUCUCACUGCUCUCGUUCUCCACUGUGAGGAACUCCCCAAUGUGCCCGAUCCAGAUUGGGACUGCAACCCUGCAUGUAGCCUAUGGGGGAUCCUUCUGGCUCACCCUAGCGAUUGGCUUGCUCUGUUUUGUGGCUGGGAUCACCGUUGUGGCACUGCACCACCUCAACUUGGACUUGCUGAAAACCUUCUUCGAUCUCCGCGAGGACAAGGCUGAGGAGCACCAGGAAAUGGUUGAAGUGCACGUCAACUCCUAUGUUGUGAACAAGGCAGGGGCUCCUCCUCAGCCCUCUGAAACCAACAGCCUCUAGAAGAAAGUUUUUCCCACUCCUUCCCUGAAGGUGAGCCCGAAAGGGCAGAACACAAACCCUUCUUGAUGUUCCCACAGAUGCAUUACCCUGUUCAACUGCCUUUGAAGUCCACAUUUGGACAGGUCCGUGCUGGGAAGUACCUUCACAGACU
This is a messenger RNA of Neopelma chrysocephalum (saffron-crested tyrant-manakin), 1114 nucleotides long. RefSeq names its product dual oxidase maturation factor 2-like. NCBI's taxonomy places the organism in Eukaryota, Metazoa, Chordata, Aves, Passeriformes, Pipridae. Gene Ontology annotation, cellular component: endoplasmic reticulum membrane. Gene Ontology annotation, biological process: protein transport. The record is from RefSeq and is a predicted model, not a curated record. The coding region runs from base 1 to 963 and encodes 320 amino acids. The transcript has 6 exons.